AUGCUUGAUACGCAAGGUUAUCUUUAUUAUUACUUUGAAUAUUGCAAAUUAGAUCGAAAUUUCAGGAAACAACAUUCUAUAAAAGAUCAAUUUGUUGAACGUUCCAAAUUUGGCCCUAGCUGGAAGGGUCUGGUGAUCUUAUCGGAUAAACGUUACACAAUCGCUUUGAACUUAAAAAGACAUUCAAAAAUGUGCAAUCAUACAUAG
This is a messenger RNA of Funneliformis caledonium, 207 nucleotides long. The record is from the annotation of a GenBank genome assembly. NCBI's taxonomy places the organism in Eukaryota, Fungi, Glomeromycota, Glomeromycetes, Glomerales, Glomeraceae.